AUGGAUAUAGCGAAAAAUGCUACUAAUUCUUAUCCAUUAUGGUAUUUUUUAAAUGAUUCACUUAUGAUUAUUGGUAAUAUUAUUGGUAUAUUUUUUGCAUUUAUUUUUAUAUUUACAAUUAUUCGUCUUGAUCAUCCAUCUUAUUCAAUUUCAAAUUUAAUCGCAUGUAAUACUUGUUUAGCCGUAGGAUUGACUAGUACAAUUAUGUUAAUAAAUGCUUGUUAUGCAUUAACAAGUGAUUUUCGUGGAAUUGGUUAUGUAGAUUCAUUUUGUACUUUACGUGGAACACUUCUAACAUUAUUAUAUAUAUAUAUGUAUACAUCAUUUUGUUUAAAAGCAUUUAAUCGACUUCGAUGUAUCGUUUAUUAUACAAAUCCACUAUUAACAUCAUAUCGAUGUUUAUUAAUUGUAAUUUUAUUUCAAUGGUUAUUAACAAUAUUAUUAUUUUUAGUAAUAAUAUUAACAGAUGGAAUUGAUUAUGAUUGGGGAUCACAUUUAUGUUUCAUACCAAUAACAAAAACUUAUCAAUUUAUAUACAUGAUGAUUAUUUAUUAUAUUUCUAUGUUAUUUAUAUCGAGUAUUUAUAUUUACAUUCUUUAUUAUGUUUUACAUUUACCAUUAUUAGAACGAUAUCGUCGAAAGCGUCAAUUAGCACUUCUGAGACGAAUUCUUGUUCUUCUUACAAUGCUUAUUAUACCCGGUUUGUUAUCAUCGUUUUUACUUGUUCGUUGGAUUUUUUUUGGCACAAUUCCAUUUUAUUCAUUUAAAAUUAGUACUUUAUUUGACACAUUUGGACAUACUGGUGCAGUUAUAACAAUAUUUGUAUCGCAUACAAAAAUUCGCCGUCAAUAUUAUAGACGAAAACCUAUUAGAAUUAAUAAAGUGAUAAAAAAAGUUCAACAAGAAAAUUGUGAAUUAAUUUCAUUAAAACUUCAACGAAAUUAA
Messenger RNA from Rotaria sp. Silwood2, 945 nucleotides. The record is from the annotation of a GenBank genome assembly. Lineage: Eukaryota; Metazoa; Rotifera; Eurotatoria; Philodinida; Philodinidae.